This is a messenger RNA of Nylanderia fulva, 4706 nucleotides long. RefSeq lists its product as uncharacterized. Gene Ontology annotation, biological process: resolution of meiotic recombination intermediates; double-strand break repair via homologous recombination. The record is from RefSeq and is a predicted model, not a curated record. NCBI's taxonomy places the organism in Eukaryota, Metazoa, Arthropoda, Insecta, Hymenoptera, Formicidae. Gene Ontology annotation, cellular component: nucleoplasm; cytoplasm. Gene Ontology annotation, molecular function: protein binding; DNA endonuclease activity.
AAAUGCGUGCAAAUUCGUGUCGCAAGUAAACGAAUCGCAGAAAGAUGCGCGAACUUCGGCGAAACUUCCCCAGGUUCCUUACCGUCCCAUCGAGGAUCGGCUCCGCUUGACACGAGGAGGCGGAGUGUCGCGACUCGAGCUCCUCUUCAUGUUGUUGCGGAUCUUGACCGUGAUUUUAUGUCGAUCGUCCCGCGGAAUCCCAAUCAUCAACGCUGCUUGCUGCGCCGGAACUCAACGAGGAACAAGAAAAAAGAAAGAAAGGCGCGGGGGAGACGGGGGAGGAGGAGAGACGCGUGCGACAGCGGAAGCAGCCUGGCCAGGAAAUACCGCGGAUUUUAUUUUCUCUUCCGAAAACGACUACGCCUCGUUCUUCGGAACGCAGCGAACAAAAUGGCGUCUCCGUCGUCGCCUCCGCCCGCCUCGGCGCCACUCGGCCUCUCUCGGCUCCGCUCGGCGCGCCGAUUCGUCCGCGCAUGCGCGCUCGUGACGUUUCGGCCGCCGACCAAUCGGGAGCGAGGGAGCUUCGCUCGCUUGAUUCCGAUUGGCCGAUCGGAGCGUCGUUAUUUAGAAACGUUCUAUUUUCAAAAGAUAAACUGUAUAUGAAAAAGUAACCUAUCACAGGACAUUUGUAUUAUACUUUGAAAAAUAGUGGAAAAAUAAUAUAAAGCAAUAAAUAGUUUUUUUUGACAACAGACUGGGGUCAAGUAACAUAACAUUAACAAGAAAUCAAUGAUAUGAGACAAGGUUCAAAAAGAAUUGAAGUGUGUCAAUAUAAUGACAAACUGUAAACCGGUUGACGACACGUUAAACUAAAAAAAAAAAAAAUUUGUAUUAUACUUAUUGUGUGAUAAUGAUGAUAAAGGAAAACGAUUUAUUUAAAUUCGAGAACUUUGACGUUUUAUACGAAGUUUCAAUGUCAAAGUAUAAAAUGAAAAAUUGAAAUAUAGUUUAAAUGUCAAAGUUUUGAGAUUUAAAAUACAAAGUUUAAUCAUGUAUAUUUAUUUGGGAAGGAAAACUAAUUGAUAUCGAUUGUUUUGCUACGUAAAUUAUUCAUGACUGCAAGAGGAUGUUAGCGACUCCGAAAAAAAAGGGUGGCUUAUUUUUAGCUUCAUCCCUCUGCGAUGGACUUGAGGAUAAUAACAUAAGGCAAGUGGCGACCCUUCUGUUAAAUAAAGAUGCAGAUCCCAAUGUCUUAAUUCCAAUGCAUGGGGUUACUCCAUUUCACUUGGUCAUUGGGAAUGAUUCAGAAGAAUUUGCGGAAGAAGUCACCAAGCUUUUCUUACGUCAUGGUGGCAAUCCCAAUGUGAGAUCAAAUGAUGGAAUGACUCCGGUUCAUGUGGCAGCAGCUUGGGGAAGAUUAAAUAUAUUACAGUUACUUUUAACAAAUGGUGGCGAUCCAUUGCAUUUGGACAAUGAUGGACGCAGUCCAUUUCAUUAUGCCUUUGACGGAAAGUAUUUCAAAGCUGUGACAAUGCUUGCAAAUCACUGUGAGAAUAUUCAAGAGGAGGAUGACAAGCCAAAGUAUAAUAUGGUGCUCGAUAAGGUUUUAAUUACUAAUGGGGACAUUGUUGCUGAAUAUGUUGCGUCAAAAGAUAUAGUAUCAAAUUUGGAUAAUAUAAUAAUGAACAAUAUACUUACUGAUUUUAAUUCAAACUCUUCCUCAAUGAUUGUAAAUUUGAAUAACACACUGAAUGAAGAUAAUAUUAUAGAGACUAAAUACAAACUAUUGAACAAUUUAGAUGAAUAUUCCUCUAGAGCUACUAAUAUUAUAACUGCUCAACUGCAGAAUAAUCUUGCAUGGACUGAUAAGAAAGAAGUGCCAAACCACUCGUUGAUUAAUCUUGAUUUUGACUUUGCAAACUUGCAUCUUUCUGAUGUCAUGCAAAAAGAAAAGUGUCUUGUUAGUCAAAUCAUCAAUCAUUUUUCAACAUCAUUAGCAAGCGAUUGUACUAUUAACGAGACUUUGCAUAAUCGCAAAAGGAACAAGUGCAAGAAAAGCAGUAUUGCGGAAAGUGAUUCUGAUAUGCCGGAUGAAGUAAAGAAGGAUAUAAGUGCACAUAAACGGAAAUAUUACAAGAAUUUACAGAAUUAUCCAUCUAAACUACAACAUACUUCUAACAAAAAUAUUUUAAAACUCGAUACUCCUAACGUGAGAGGACAAUAUUCGAAAUAUAGUACACAAAGUUCUUCUAGGAAACAACACAAAAAAAAUUCCAAUGAAAUUCCUGUGACAGCAUGUAAUAUUUUGAAUAAUUCUAUCGUUAGUAUGUCGCCGAAUUUUAAUACUCCUAAUUAUAGACAGAGAAAAAAUAUUGCUAAAACGCCAUUAACACCGUCGUAUAUUAAUGAUUCCAUCGUUAGUAAGUCACCUAAUUUUACAACACCAGAUUGUACAACUAAGAAGAGAAAUCUAGAAAAAACGUCGCACAUCAACAAUCAUUCUUCCACGAAUGUAUUCAAGAAGUUUCGUGAGUUCGCAACUCAAAUGCAAUGUUCCGAAUUUAACUGGAACAAAAAACAUGUUGCACAAUCAACGCCAAGAAGGAAGAAAAGAUCGAUAUACAAGUUUCAUUCCGGUUCCAAGAAAAGAAGACUUAAUCCGUAUCAAUAUGAAAGUGAUGUCACUUCUGAUGAAUUUACUGCUUGUCACGAAUUAAAACUAGUUGAUUUGAAUAGAACAAUCUUCGAAGGAGCUGAAAAUACUCGUUAUGAUAUCCUAGAUUCAAGUAGUGAUUAUGCAUCAUUAAAUGUUAAAAAAUCCUCAAAAAUGAGAUUUUUGCAAAAUCAUUGCAACAAUUAUUUGGUAACAAACUUAGAUGAGGGAAGAUACGACGAGGAUAGAUUAUUACUUAUAACACCUGAUAACAGUCAGGCAAAUCUUCAGGACAACAGCUUUAAUCAAAUGGAAAAGGAAAACAAAUUUGUGAACAACUUUAAUAAUCUUAAGAAACAUACGAAAUUUGAAAAUGAUCAAAUAAAUACCGAAUUUGUAACAAUCAGAAAAGAUAGAUUUAAAAUUGAUAAAGCACCGAAAAUGACGGACGCUUUCACUAAUAAUAUAAAAUCUACUUAUACAACCGAAUUUGAUAUGUUGCAUAGAGAAAAUUGUAUAGAUUGCGUUGACUGUGACACCAAAAAAUUACUGAAUGAAGAUCUGGAUAUGAAUAUAAGUAAGACUUGUAAUUUACAUGCAAAAAAUUGGUGCAAUAAUGAAUGUCAUGAGCCACAAAAAAUGAUUAAAGAGAAUAAUUCACUGCCAACUGUAAACUCAUCUAUACAGUGUAAAAAACAGGUAUAUUUACUAGAUUCUGAAAGAUACUCUUCCUCGAGACUAGAAAAUAAUACUGAUUCCAAGAAGAUGGAGAAUAUACUGAGAGUCAAAAGCUUAGAUAUGUACAAAAUCGAAAAAAAUUCGUCUACGCUUUCAUAUGUUAGCACUCAAGAAUAUAAAUAUGAAGAUCCAGAAGAAGGUGUAAUUUUAUUAGAACGACGGCUUUGCAUCACACCAUUUAGUACCUUCAGUGGCAAUGAAUGUGAUGUCAAGAGCAAAAUGAUAACAUCUGAUACAUCCAGUUCUCAAAAUUUACCAGAAGAGCUACUAUUCAUUGAUGAUGCUACUCUUAGACGAGAGCUUAGACAGCUUGGUGAUCAACCUGGUCCAAUUACUGAUACAACUAGAAAGCUUUACCAAAGACGUCUUAUGCGUUUAAAAAGCAUCAGAGGCGCUAAUACUUCAUCAAUGCCAAACCAGCGAAACGUCUCACAAAAUCACGCUGAACUGAGCGACAAAAUCAAGUCUUAUUUAGAGUUUGGAGAUUGGUUAAAUCAUGUGGAUACCUACAAAAGUCUAGAAAAGCAUGUAUUCCAAGAAUUUGUAUCGCCAGAUCCAUCUCGAAGGUGGCGCGAGGGCAGAUCAAAAACGUCUUUCACUUAUCUACUAUUAGAUCCGCGUAUAACACAAGAUCUACCGAAUCGUAGUGUACAUCUGACAGAAGCUGAAGUCUGGUCGAUCUUCCUUAACGCUAUAUUUUACAUUGGGAAAGGCAAACGUUCCAGACCGUUCGAUCAUCUUUAUGAUGCAUUUAAAACAUGGGUUGGCAGUUCAACUAUUACAAACAAAAAAAUCAACUGCAUUCUUGAUAUAUGGAAUAGUGAUCAUGGCGUGAUCUGUUUACAUGUUUUUCAAAAUGUUAUUCCAGUGGAAGCAUAUACAAGAGAGGCUGCCAUGAUAGAUGCAAUAGGGAGAGAACAUUUAGGUAAUUGCAAGAGUGGCGAAUAUUAUGGCAUUGCAGCAACAUGGAGCAUGCAACAAAAACGAAAAUUUGGUAGAUAUUUAUUGUACAAAGCUUUGCAAAUUUUUAUGCAAGAAGGAGAAAGGCAACUUUUUCCACAACAUUUGUAAUAUAGCAAGAUAGGGACAAUAUAACAAAUCAAUCAAUUUUAAUAUUUUGCUAGAUUACAAAUCAGUGAUAUAAACAUGGCAGCAAAUAUAUAUGUAUAAAUGUUAAUGUAUCAGUAGUAGAAUGUAAUUAUAUUAUUAUUGUUUUUGAUAAUUAUAUUUAUGGACAAUAUUAAGUAUGUCGCUUGAUAAAAUAUAUAUAUUUUUAUUAAUAUAAAAAGCAUGUGUCAUAAAAGUAUCAGUCUAAUAUAUAUCGGAAUCACUUAUUGUAAUAUAAUACCAAUUGAUAAGAGUAAUUAUUUCUAAU